This is a messenger RNA of Pelodiscus sinensis (Chinese soft-shelled turtle), 3915 nucleotides long. It is a transcript of the gene CLIC6, whose product is annotated as CLIC family member 6. NCBI's taxonomy places the organism in Eukaryota, Metazoa, Chordata, Testudines, Trionychidae. Gene Ontology annotation, molecular function: D3 dopamine receptor binding; D4 dopamine receptor binding; D2 dopamine receptor binding. The record is from RefSeq and is a predicted model, not a curated record.
GCUCGGGUCAGUCUAAUCCCUGCGGGUGCAGCGAGGAGUCGCCAUAGCCGGCGGCGCCGCGCCAUGGACAGCAGCCCCCCUUCCCCUGCCGAGGAGCCCGGCGCCGCGGAGGGGCGCAGCAUGGUGCAGAGCCCAGAGCCGCUCGGGGCAGGGGGCACCCAAGUGCCGGGGGAGGGAGAGAGAGAGGAAGGGGCGAAGCCCCCCGGCCCCUGGCGGGAAGAGGCAGCCGAAGCUGAAGGGAAGGAGCAGGGGGCGCCCGGGGGCGCCGAGGAGGCAGGCGGCAGCCCCGAGGGGGGGAGCGGGCCGCCGGAGCGGGCCGGCGGGGAGAGCGAGGAGGGAGAGGGCGAAGCAGGCGCAGGGGGAAGCGGCGAGGGCGAAGGAUCUGCAGAGGCGCCCGCGGAGCAGCGCAGCGGAGCAGAGACGCCGGGGGCGAGCAUCGAGGAAGGGGGAGUCCCCGGGGCAGAAACUCCUCCGGCGGGGGCUGCAGGAGAGGAAGAGCACGAAGCAGGCGAGCCAGAGGAGGCGGCGGCGGCGGAGGAAGAAAAGCCCGGGGAGGGGUCCCGAGAGGCAGCAACCCCGGAGGGAGACGAGCCCGCGGAGGAGGAGAGCGAGGAAGGCGCUGGCAAAGAUGCAGCGGCCGAAGAAAAGCCCGAGAGCGGGGACGAGGAGGAUGCAGAGGGCGAAAGGAGGGACGGAGAAAGCCCCGGCGCUGCCCCCGGGGGCGCAGAGCCCCAAGAGCCGGCGGCAAGGAGUUGCUUCAGGCCGGGCCCCCCAGGAGAUGAGCGCAGCAGCGGAGCACGCCCGAGUCGGAGAGAGCCCCGAGGACACCCCAGCUGGGGAUGAACUGAGCAAUCACCUCGCAGACCCAAAGGCCAGCGGGGACCCCGAGGAGCCUGCGGGAGCGGAGAGAGACGAGGACGCGCUGGACGUGAACUGCACGCAGGCGGAGGAGGAGGAGGAGGCGGUGGCGGUGAGCACUCCGGGAGACCCCGGGGAAGAGGCGCAAGAGCAUGACAUUUCCCUCUUCGUCAAGGCUGGUAGUGAUGGGGAAAACAUUGGAAAUUGCCCAUUUUCUCAGCGCCUCUUUAUGAUUCUGUGGCUAAAAGGUGUUAUAUUUAAUGUAACAACUGUAGACUUGAAAAGAAAACCUGCAGACCUGCAGAAUCUAGCCCCAGGAACAAACCCUCCUUUUAUGACUUUUGAUGGUGAAGUGAAAACUGAUGUCAAUAAGAUUGAGGAGUUCUUAGAAGAAAAAUUAGCAUCACCAAGGUACCCCAAACUUGGGCCAAAGCACCCUGAAUCUAAUUCUGCAGGAAAUGAUGUGUUUGCAAGAUUCUCUGCUUUCAUAAAGAACACAAGAAAAGAUGCUAAUGAAAAUUUGGAAAAAUCCUUGCUUAAGGCUCUAAGGCGGCUGGAUAACUAUUUAAAUACCCCUUUGCCUGAUGAAAUUGAUGCCUAUAGCACUGAAGACGUCACUGUUUCCAGCAGGAAAUUCAUGGAUGGAGAUGAGCUCACCUUAGCAGAUUGCAACCUGUUACCAAAGCUCCACAUCAUUAAGGUUGUGGCAAAAAAAUAUAGGAAUUUUGAGUUUCCACCUGAAAUGACUGGGAUCUGGAGAUAUUUGAACAAUGCUUAUGCUAGAGAUGAAUUCACAAAUACUUGUCCUGCCGAUCGAGAAAUUGAGUUUGCAUAUCUGGAUGUUGCAAAGAGAAUGAAGUGAUGAAUUAAAAGAUGUUUCUAGUCUACAUUUCUUCAAAGAGUUGGAUGAGAACAAACCAAGAUAAAAACAGAGUACAUUAUGCAGCAUAUUUUUAAGUACUAUGACUGGCCAAUCCUUUUUUCUUUUCUUGCAUUGUAUUAAGCUCACUAAAUAAUAUGUAUGUCUGCUUGUGUAUAUGUAUUACACAGUCUGUGUUAAAGGUAUCAGAUCAAAAUUCAAACAUCUGUAAAAAUUACAAUAAGGGGCUAGGGCACGCAAUUAUUACAAUUCGGCUUUUUACUCUUGGUAAAAAUAUUGCAUUUUGAGACUAAAAUUUCCUGCUUAUGCAUUUAGCAUCAUUAUUGCUGCCUUUAAUUUCUCGGUUUAUUUCAAUGUUAUUGUCAAAACUGAUGUUUGAUUUAGAGGACUAAGAGCCAGAGCAACAUUUUUUUCUCAAGAUGUACCUAAAAAAAUAUCUGUGACCUUCCGGGUUGCAUAAAUGUUGGAAGACUGCAGGAUGGCUGUUGCCUGCACAGCAGGCUGUUUAUCCAGAAGAAAGGUCUGCUUUGAUGUGGAACCAACUUUCUAUAUCAAGGAGCUGUGGAUCAGCUCAACCAAAGCCCUAUUUCAUACCCUGCACAAGUCCCUAUCCUGUGUAUGUCUAGCCCUCUUCUCUCUAAGAGCUGCACAACCCAUGGGACUUCCUCCGGUCCUAGAAAUGGAUAGAAACAUAUAUUGCCGCUAACCUGUGGACUAUGCAAUAAAAUUACUUGAUGUACUGGGAGAAGAACUGGAAAAUCUUUCUCCCUUAGUAUUGAGCUGAGGCCCCCUUCUCCGCUCCUAUUUGGUAUCUGAAAGCAAUGAAUAUGUGGGAAGGAGGGCUAGUUACCCUUUCUUCUUGACAAAACUUCGGAAUGUGCUCUACAAUCAGUACCAGUGAGAAUACCCAGUUCCCCUGGAAGAGAGAACAUACCAUCAGCAGUCCAAUGGGCUCUAGCCACAGAGGCUGGUUUCUGCUCGCACAGCCCUCAGGCAUAACCUAUGCAAAUCACAGCCUCUUCACUUGCCUGGGAGCAAGAGCUCUGGCCCAGCUACUAUAGCUGUGUUAUUGUUGUGGUCACCAGGAAGUCUGUCUCUGAGGGUUUCCCACAAUAUAUUUUUGAUAGGGUUAUGUGUGUCUAAAGAUGCAGUAGAUUUUGUAUACUGGAGAAAUAUGAAAUACAUUAACCUUGUAAAAAACCUCUACAUUUUAAAAUAGAAAACCUAUCCCAUAUCAAGAAGACAUCUACUUUUUUUACAUGUUUUACUUGAUUUUCAGUUUUCAGGUGUACUCUGCACUGUUUAAUUAUAAAAAAAAUACUCGGUUCUGAUGCAUAUCUUGUAUCAUAGUUAUUUUUAAACAGUGUUAAAUGUGAAUUGUUAUUUUUUUGUCUUUAGAGAAAAUGGACACUUACCCUGUUUUACAGUACAAAGCUCAAAUAUUGGGGUUGAUAGCUGAGCAAUCACUCACCGAAUGUUACUAACGGCUGCUUUGUAUUUUCCAACACAUAUAGAUUCUAUAUAAUCUUCUCAUAUGCCUUACAAAUUUGAGCAGAAAAUACACAAAUUAAUAAGUACAUUGAAUGAUAUCCUGUGUUUAUUUCAGUUCCAGUUCCCUGACUAUGUGCGGUCUAUCACUAGCGUGGAUUUUGAGAGAGAAAGUCAAAAAUAACUAAACCUGGAUUUGUCUUUAAGAACUAGAAGAACAUUUUAGGCCCUGUCCUGCAACCAGACCCUAACAGCUGCCAGGAGCUGCAUACACAGACCCAAUUUCAAGACUCGAGGCUUUACUGUUGACCAGGCUUAAUUCAACUGUUUUGGACUCGUGCUAUGGCCUGAAAGUAGCAGUGUAGACAUUGAGGUCUGGCUGGAUCUUGGGCUCUCAAACCUGAUGAUGUGGGAAGGUCUGAGCUCCAAUUGCAGCUAGAGUGGGCACAGCUACUUUGCUAUUUUUAGCUCCAUAGCGUUUGAGCCUUCCAAACGUGAGGCAAUUGGCGAGGCCUUUGAGACUCACUGCCAUAAGGGUGUUUUUGCAGUGUCGCUGUAUAGUAGCGGGUUUUGCUUCUUAAAUAAAAAGCUGUGCUAAUGUCACUUGCUAGAAGACUGAUGGAAAAAGGAAACACUCAUCUAAAACAAAAUUUCAUACAGCUUAAGAACAUAAGAAUGGCCAUACUGGG